UGAUUCAGUUUGCCGAGUCGUACUUGCGAAUCGAUACUUCUGACUCACUCAGAAGAGUCAUUGAUAGGAAUCGUUUCCCUCAGCACCAGUCUCUCCUAGCUUUCAUCUUUCAGGGUGUCUGUAAUAUAAACAUGAACCGGCUUUUCGGUAGAAGCAAGCACCAGGCGCCUCCCAGCCUUUCGGACUGUAUCGGAAAUAUCGAUGCACGAGCCGAGGUGAUGGAGAAGAAGAUAGCGAGGAUCGAUGCGGAGCUCCUCAAGUACAAGGACCAGAUGAAAAAGACGAGGGACGGCCCGGCCAAGAAUGCAGUGAAACAGAAGGCAAUGAGAGUGCUCAAGCAGAAGAGGCUAUAUGAAAGCCAAAGAGAUCAGCUUGCCCAGCAGUCCUUUAACAUGGAACAGGCCAACUACACCAUUCAGUCCUUAAAGGACACCAAAACAACAGUUGAAGCUAUGAAGAUUGGAGCAAAAGAAAUGAAAAAAUCCUAUAAGCAAGUGAAGAUGGAUCAAAUUGAAGACUUACAGGACCAGCUUGAGGACAUGAUGGAGGAAGCCAGUGAAGUGCAGGAGGCUCUGAGUCGCAGCUAUGGUACACCAGACAUCGAUGAGGAUGAACUAGAAGCCGAACUGGAUGCCCUCGGAGAUGAGUUACUGUUUGACGACGACAGCUCCUAUCUGGACGAAGCCUCGUCUGCACCCUCCAUCCCAGAGGGCGUGCCCAGUGACAGCAAAACAAACAAGGAUGGCGUUCUGGUCGACGAGUUUGGAUUGCCGCAGAUUCCAGCCACCUAGACUGAGAUGAACACUGCAGGAUCUUGUUUCAUGACUGAAGAUCAUUUCGGUAUUUUUGGACAUGUGGCAUUCAGGUGUGAUUUGACAAGGGAAUGCUUACCUAAUGAGUUAAUGAAGCUUUUGCUAAUCAAGCACGUGGCCUUGUAAUUCUCUGUUUCCAUUAAUAUAUUGUUUACCAGUCUAUAUUUUUGCACAUUAAACAAAUCUAGUAAAUGAUAACCGGUAGCAGCGGCAGCGGAUAGAUCACAUAUGUUAUGACAUCCGAUCAUUAAUGAAUAAAGCACAAAAAUGUCCAAAUGAACAGAUUAUGUUGUUUACGUGCUUGUUUAUUCAUGAUAUCAGUGUUCAGACAUGGGUAUUGGACAAAUUUCUGGGCUCUGUGGACACUUUUUCCUAUCUCUUCCAAAUGCAGACUUUCUAAUCCAGGGCUCAUGAGGGUCCCUUAUCGAGCGGUCUUGGGUUGUCAGUUUCACUAUUUCAUUCAGCUGUCACAAGAUGAGAUGUUGAUUUCUUUACUGAUUUCGAUCAAUAUCCCUGCGUUUAUUUAAAAUAAAAUCCACAGACUAAGCGUUACAAAUAUAAGCUUCAGACUUUACAUAAACACAACUGUUUGCCCAGUUUAUCUAUCUAUCUAUAUAUAAUAAUAAUAAUAAUAAUAUUACUAUAAUAGUUUUGAAGGGUGGAUAGUGAUGCAGCACGUAGUGUUGCCACCUCAGGGCUCAAGGGUUCCUGGUUCGAUCCAGGUUUGUCCAGUUUCCUCCAGGUUUCUCCAGUUUCUUUCCACCUCCGAAAAAAGAUGCGAGUAGGGUGCAGACCAAAUUGCCCCUAGGUGUGAAUGUGUGUGUGUGUGUGUGUGUGGUGCCCUGUGGUACACUGUCCUCCCAUCCAGGGUGUAUUCCUCAUGCUCAAUGUUGCUGGGAUAGGCUCUGGAUCCACUGCUACCCUGACCAGGAUGAAGCGGUUACUGAAGAUGAAUGAAAAUGUAUAGAGUCUAAAUGAAUACUGGUGGAUCAGUGCGUAGCAUCGCCACCGCACAGCUCCAGGAUCCCCGGUUCAUUCCUGAGCUGCGUUACCGUCUCAGUGGAGGUUUUCAUGGGUUUCCUCUGGGUUGUCUGAUUUCCUCCCACCUCCCAAAAACAUUCCAGUAGAUGAAUUGUCUACUCUAAAUUGCCCCUAGAUGUGAAUGUGUAUGUUCCUCCUGCCCAGUGUUUCCGGCAAUAAGCUGUGACCCUGACCAGGAUAAAUAAUUAUUUAUUUAUUUAUUUUUUAAAUGUAUAGGUUU
Ictalurus furcatus (blue catfish) is the source of this 2073-nucleotide messenger RNA. RefSeq names its product charged multivesicular body protein 5a (gene chmp5a). Bases 132 to 791 code for a protein of 219 amino acids. The record is from RefSeq and is a predicted model, not a curated record. Gene Ontology annotation, cellular component: multivesicular body. The transcript is spliced from 8 exons. NCBI's taxonomy places the organism in Eukaryota, Metazoa, Chordata, Actinopteri, Siluriformes, Ictaluridae. Gene Ontology annotation, biological process: late endosome to vacuole transport via multivesicular body sorting pathway; vesicle budding from membrane.